AUGGAUUCCAACAGCCAAGAAAAUCGUACCCUACACCUGGUGGGCAUUGGUGUCGGUCAUUCAAUCGCUCCGCCCAUGCACAACCAUAUCGCAAAGUCUCUGGGGCUUCCAUGGACCUUCUACGCUACAGAAUGCGCCACUCUUGAUGAACUGAUGGAGCUCGCAAGGAAGGACUCCACAGCCGGCUUGGUCGUCACUAUGCCCUACAAAAACGCUAUCCUACCUCGUCUUGACGUUCUUGACGACCUUGCCACCACUAUCGGUGCUUGCAACAAUGUUUACCGGGAUUGGGAAGACCCGAAGAAGCUACACGGAACAAACACUGACUGGCGUGGCAUCAAGGGCUGCUUGUUGGAGAAGGGGGACCACGAGCCGGUCUUAAACAAGCCAGCUCUGAUAGUUGGUGCUGGAGGAGCGAGUCGAGCUGCUGUCUACGCACUCAACUCUGCGUUCAAGUCAUCAGUUAUUUACGUCCUGAAUAGAGACGAGCAAGAAGUUAAUGAUCUUGUCCGGGACUCCCAGAAGCUGUCGCCCGUCCCCAAGAUCAUUCAUGUGAAGGCAGGUGAUGCGCAGAGCCUUGAGACGCCAUACUAUGUCGUCGGCUCCGUGCCUGAUCUUGAACCCAAGUCUCCCGAGGAGCUUGCUGUCAAAGCGUCUCUAGAAGACUUCCUGUCUCGCCCAGGAAAGGGCGUGUUGCUUGAUAUGUGCUUCAAGCCCAGAAGGACUAGGAUGAUCAAGCUAGCGGAAGAAAAAGGAUGGUUUGCGGUCGAGGGAACACAUGUUAUUGGGUACCAGAUUGAAGAGCAGUGGAAGCUUUGGGCCGGGCCGGAAAAGGUUAAGAAACUCGACAGAGGAGGAGCAUGGAAAGUUCUUAUGGAAGGAGCCGAGAGCAGUGCAGGCAUCAACUUCUAA
Fusarium coffeatum is the source of this 912-nucleotide messenger RNA. RefSeq lists its product as uncharacterized. NCBI's taxonomy places the organism in Eukaryota, Fungi, Ascomycota, Sordariomycetes, Hypocreales, Nectriaceae. The record is from RefSeq and is a predicted model, not a curated record. Gene Ontology annotation, biological process: chorismate biosynthetic process; shikimate metabolic process. The transcript has a single exon. Gene Ontology annotation, molecular function: shikimate 3-dehydrogenase (NADP+) activity. The coding region runs from base 1 to 912 and encodes 303 amino acids.